Entelurus aequoreus (snake pipefish) is the source of this 850-nucleotide messenger RNA. RefSeq names its product immediate early response 3 (gene ier3). The record is from RefSeq and is a predicted model, not a curated record. The coding region runs from base 53 to 559 and encodes 168 amino acids. Gene Ontology annotation, biological process: negative regulation of apoptotic process. NCBI's taxonomy places the organism in Eukaryota, Metazoa, Chordata, Actinopteri, Syngnathiformes, Syngnathidae. The transcript has a single exon.
CUUGUCGAGAAAAAAAAAGAGGAAAGACUAAAAGAAACGAAAAGAAAAGAAAAUGUUUCCUCCUUCAAGUCCCACGAUGACAACUCUCCACAGGCGGGAGAUGUUCGCCUCGUCUCGGCUGUGGAACCGCAGCACGCAGCCGGAAAUCUUCACCUUCGAGCGGGUUGACUGCCAAGCCGCCGCCGGGCCCUCCUCGGUGGCAGGCCGGCCUAAGAAGCGCUGUACGCGGGUCAUGUACCCCGCCAAGGUCCGCAUGUACCUGCCGCCCCCGGAGAGGAGCCCGGCCAAGCGCUGGCUGCUCGUCCUCGUCCUGGUGCUCCUCUGGCAGAUCUACACGGAGGAGCCCUGCCUGGACACGCCGCCCAGCGGUGCCCAUGGCCCGGCCGACAACUACCAGGCCUUCCCCGCCGGCCCGGCGGCAACUCCCGCGGCCGCUGUGAGCGCCUGCGAGGCGGACGUCGUCCCAGCCGCGGACUGCCCGGCGGCCGGCCAGCAGAGCGCCGGCAACAGCUACAUGGUGGCCCUGCUGGUCUACCACAGGCUGGGCGCGGACAAAUAAAAGUCCGCACCUGCGGAAGACAACACGCCAAGAAGCUGAGCGGACUCUGCGCAGCCGAGGAAAGAGCUUCGUGCGCCGGCCAGCUGGCCGCCGGCGGCCCGGUGACGUCCUGGAGCCUCCAGGGGGGAAAGACCGGAGAAGAAGAAAGUUGUACUUGAAUAAUUGGUCACUAAGUGACUCACUGCACUGACACCUUUGUGCCGACAGGCCGAAAUGACUCUUAUUUAAUUAUUUAUUCCGUCUUAUUUGCUAUUUAUUACAUCUUUCAUAAUAAAAACAUGUGCAAAAGAA